Aspergillus homomorphus CBS 101889 is the source of this 1672-nucleotide messenger RNA. Its product is annotated as cation diffusion facilitator family transporter. Gene Ontology annotation, biological process: transmembrane transport; monoatomic cation transport. Gene Ontology annotation, cellular component: membrane. The record is from RefSeq and is a predicted model, not a curated record. Gene Ontology annotation, molecular function: monoatomic cation transmembrane transporter activity. Lineage: Eukaryota; Fungi; Ascomycota; Eurotiomycetes; Eurotiales; Aspergillaceae. The transcript is spliced from 4 exons. Bases 45 to 1643 code for a protein of 532 amino acids.
CACUAUCACUCAGCCAACCUGGACAGAAGUUACACUGAUCUCAAAUGACGCAGAGAAUGGCGUCUACCGGUCGGUCAAAUACCGUUCCCCAGCCUGCAAAGGCAUCUCCAUCCCAUUCCGACUCUUUUAUACGACCUAGACAGCCGAGCCUUGACCUGGAGCGCGACAUUCUUUCCACGCGUGGCCAGCGCCUAGCAGGAUUGAUACGGCGGCGCUCACUGUCCUUCUAUGACUCCGACGGCUUUGAUGAUAGCGACCGAUGGGAUGAGCCUAUUGCUCCACGGGAGCGAAUGGAUCGUCCUCCCUUCGAACGUGCAAAGCGAUUAAUCGGAGACAGGAGCCCCUUUUAUCGGUGGCAAUUUUUUUACCGUGACCCAGCCACUUUAGAAGGCUUGUCGAAGCCGCUGCGCGAAUACUACGAACGGAACAAUGAUCUCAUCUCACAAUACGUCUACAUCGAUCGACUGCUUGACUCGUCCUUACCUCAUCGCCUAAUUGUUGAUUAUCACAAGCCUCGUGCUUUACUGGAUGCACCCUCUGUAUUUUCGGGGAACGGAAGCACACGCGAAUCCGGGCCUAACAGCAAUGCCGACAUUGGAGUUGACCCCAGCCACACAGCGAAAAUCAAACGGACCCCGCGCAACCUCUACCGUAUCCCAGAUGAAGGCACCCCUCUGCUGUCGCCGCCAUCGGAAGAUAACCUAUCAACACCACCUGAGAUCAUGCUCAAGCAUGACGAUUUUGUUGAGAGCGGGGAUCGAAUAGUCAUCAUCGCUAUCUACGUCAACUUCAUCGCCAACGUGAUACUCCUGGCAGCUAAAAUCGUCGUCAUGUCAAUGACAAGCUCUCUCUCAGUGCUUGCCAGCUUGGUCGACGCAGCAUUGGACUUUCUCAGUACUACCAUUGUCUGGGUGACGACGACCUUGAUUAACCGACAGGACCGCUACCGGUAUCCCAUUAGCCGACGUCGCUUGGAGCCGCUGAGUGUGCUGGUCUUUGCAGUUGUGAUAGUAACAUCCUUCGUUCAGGUGGCUUUGACCUCUUUCAGUCGACUGCUCUCGUCAGAUCAUUCUGUAGUAGAGCUUACAAUACCCUCUAUCGCAGUCAUGGCCAGUACUGUGAUUAUUAAGUUGAUUUGCUGGUUUUGGUGCCGGCUGAUCAAGAAUUCGAGUGUCCAGGCUCUAGCACAAGACGCCAUGACGGAUGUGGUCUUCAACCUAGCGAGUAUUCUAUUUCCGCUCAUCGGAUCAUUCACCAACACUUGGUUCGUCGAUCCCCUCGGUGGCCUGCUCCUAUCGCUAUAUGUAAUCUGGAACUGGAGCAGCACGGCCAGCGAGCAUAUCGGGCAUCUGACUGGGGCGGCUGCAUCCCCCAAAGAUCACAGCAUUCUUCUCUAUAUGACCAUGCGCUUCUCCAAGGCCAUUCUCAAGAUUCAAGACUUGAACGCGUAUUAUGCCGGGGACAAGCUCAAUGUGGAGAUGAAUAUCGUGCUUGAGCCGAGAACGAGAUUGCUGGACAGCCACGAUGUGGGUGAAAGCUUGCAGUACAUGAUUGAGAGCGUGCCGACCGUGGAUCGAGCUUUUGUUCAUCUGGAUUAUGACCCAUGGAACAUCCCUAGCCACAUGAACCAGCAGGAAGCAUAGGUAUCGCAUGUAAACAAAGCAGCUGCAGC